Molecule: messenger RNA, 279 nt
Organism: Neopelma chrysocephalum (saffron-crested tyrant-manakin)
Lineage: Eukaryota; Metazoa; Chordata; Aves; Passeriformes; Pipridae
Product: ETS domain-containing transcription factor ERF-like
Exons: 1
Source: RefSeq, a predicted model, not a curated record
GGACCCUUCCCCUUCAAGCUCCAACCCCCCCCGCCCGGGCGGAGACAGCGGGACAAGGCCGCGACUUCAUCAUCAGCAUCAUCAUCAUCAUCAUCGUCAUCAUCGUCAUCAUCGUCGGCCCCCGCGGGGGGAGGGGUCGCGGGGGGGCCGCCCCCUGCCCCUCCCCCCCCCCACAUCAAGGUGGAGGCGGUGUCGGAGGAGGAGGAGACGGUGGAGGUGACGGACCUGAGCGAGGACUGCGACGACGAGGAGGAAGAGGAGGAGGAGGAAGAGGAUGAA